CCAACAAAAAAUAUUUUUGUGUUACGGAUGAACUCCUCUAUGUGUACACCAAAUUUCAGAAUUUUUUGAAUUUUCGGGUUGCCAAACGUUCCUUGUUAGAUAUAAUCGAAUAAACUUAAAGAUAACUUUAAAAGUCAGGCGGUAUGUUUCAUCAAAUAAUCCUUAAAAAAUUCUUUUUUUAGAAUUUAUGCAGUUUUGUUUAUAAAAAUAUGGAGCAAAAUAAAAAAGGAAGAACCAAGAAUCUUACAGAAUCGUAGAAAAUGCUUCUCAUUGAAUUAGUGCGUGAAAGAUGUAAAAUAUUAGAAAAUAAAACAACAAAUACAGUUUCUGUGAAAGAAAAAGUUUGUUGGGAAGACUUGAGACUUAAUUUCAUGUCCCGUUCCAAUGGAGUUUCACGAUGUGUACAGUUUCUAAAAACAUGUUGGGACAAUAUGAAAAAGAGAACUAAAAAACAAUAUGCUGAGAAGAAACAAGCAAUUUAUAAAACUGAUUGAUAUCUAUUGGCAUUUACAAUCAAAGAAAAGCAAUAAAAGAUUGAUGAAUAAACUAUUAGAUUCUAUUAUUUUAUUAUGUUUUUUAAGCAGAGGACAAUAUAAAGCUAUAAGUGAUCCAGUAGCUGAGCAAGUACGGAAAAUAAUAAGACCGUCAGUAGAAGGCUUAUCGAAUGUUUUUGAUAAUGACUGCAUCGAAGGAUCUCAAAACAGUUUUGAUAAAAAUGUGGAAUUCGUAGAAGAAUGGCUGGACUACUCAAAUAAAAAUAUUAUAGGAGGUGAAAGCGAUAUAGAAGAAGGUGAAGAUGAUAAGGAAGAAAACAUAGGUGAUACGAAAGAUGAUGGUGAAUGUAACAUGAAAGAACCAGUAUUAAACGUAUGUUUAUAAUUACAUUUACUUAUAAUAAUGAAUAAAAACUUAGAUAAGAGUUGUAAUCAUUUAUAUUUGUACCUUGUACUUUCUUCAAAAGGAUAAAUUGAGCUGGAGAAAUUGUAAUCCACAAAAAUUAAAAACAUAAAUUAGUGUAUCACUUAGAACAUCUGCGGCGACUAAAAGAAAAUCUACAGUGGAUCAUUCAGCAAGUAGUGAAGAAAAAAAAUCAAAAGUAAAUGAUUCCAGUCCGUUAAUAUUUAAAGAAGCUAAAAAAACAAGCAAUCAGUUAAAACAAAAAAAUACUAACAAUAGCAAAAACAAAUUUGGAAAAUUGGUGGAUAAUAAAGUUGACUUAAUUAAUUUAACAAUGGAUAAU
Messenger RNA from Solenopsis invicta (red fire ant), 1240 nucleotides. RefSeq lists its product as uncharacterized. The coding region runs from base 457 to 879 and encodes 140 amino acids. NCBI's taxonomy places the organism in Eukaryota, Metazoa, Arthropoda, Insecta, Hymenoptera, Formicidae. The record is from RefSeq and is a predicted model, not a curated record. The transcript has 2 exons.